AUGACGGCCGUCAUCCCACAAGUACCACUCGCGCCCACGCAGCGAGACUUUACUUCCUUCUUCGAGGAAUGUAACUCCGCACCUCGCAUAAAUCAACUACUGGGCUGGUUUGAAUCUACAGCCCGCGGUCAGUCUGGACGUACAACCAGGAACCCCGAGGUCGACACGAGAUUAUUCGACAGAGCACUGCUCGAAAAGCAUGGCGAUUACUUCGGUCGGUUCGCCGAGGUUUUCGAAUAUAUCAAGCGAUCUUCACUUUUUGCGAAUCAUUAUUAUGGCAGUAUUCCCUACCGAUUGGAGGAAAAUUAUCGUCUGGGGAACGCAAUCAUUGAAUACAGCCAGCGCAUCUCUAAUCGCCCACUCUUAUACCGCUCAAUCGGCACUGGCGACAGCAGCAUGGCACGUGCCAUUGCUCAAUUCUCCGAAGGAAGUGUCGAAGCUCUGUGCUGUAGUCCUAACGACAUGAGUGCGCAAAAUUUCGCGAUUAACGGAAAACCUCCCCAUGCCACUUUUUUUCAUGGACCUUUCCAUCGAUUGACCAACGAUGUUUUCAACUCUCAUGAUGAGCUGGCCCAGUUUGCUUCUGGUUUUGAUAUUAUUCAUGAAGAUACUACAUUUCAGAUGUACUCGCCAAAUCGAGAGGAACAAGUGAGCUUUGCCGUUCGAUUUCUGAAGAGAGAUGGUAUUUUCCUCUGCGUUGAGAAGUUUCGGCACGGAGACAUGGAUGAAUAUGAGCGACGUGAGUUGCAGAAAGAUUACGGAUUCAAAUCGCGAUAUUUCAGUAGUAGUGAAGUUGCUGCAAAAGGCAAAGACGUGCUUGUCACAAUGAGUAAAAAUCAAGUGACUCUAGACGAUAUGGCGCGUGUUCUGAAGCAACAUUUCGACCAUUGUUUUGUUACUUGGAACAGUGGCAAUUUCUACACUUUGGUGGCCAGCAACAAUCAGGAGAACCUUGAUAGUUUUGUUGCUAGCCUGGGCUCACCAGGUGUUCCUAAGGAGUUUGAUUAUGAAGAAAAACUACCCCGAUCAAUUUUCUGA
Molecule: messenger RNA, 1038 nt
Organism: Penicillium manginii
Lineage: Eukaryota; Fungi; Ascomycota; Eurotiomycetes; Eurotiales; Aspergillaceae
Product: class I SAM-dependent methyltransferase
Exons: 1
Coding region: 1-1038 (345 amino acids)
Source: RefSeq, a predicted model, not a curated record